Geodia barretti is the source of this 660-nucleotide messenger RNA. The record is from the annotation of a GenBank genome assembly. NCBI's taxonomy places the organism in Eukaryota, Metazoa, Porifera, Demospongiae, Tetractinellida, Geodiidae.
AUGCAGCAGAUCAGCUAUGACCUGAUCGUGGGGAAUCAUCUCGAAGUGGACCGACUGACAAUUCAGGCGCUCGAGGAAGGCUUCGCAGCAAACACGAUACUAGAUGACGGUCUGAUCGCCGGAAUGGCUAUCGUAGGAAUAAAGUUCAGAGACAACGUCAUAUUUGUGCCUGAGGUGCUCGUCGCUGCGCGCGCAAUGAAAGCCGGCAUGGCCCACGUCGAGCCCAUUCUCUCAGAGUCUGGCAUACAGCCUGUGGGCACAGUAGUCAUGGGUACCGUGAAGGGAGACCUGCACGACAUAGGCAAGAACCUUUGCAUCAUGAUGCUCAGGGGGGCGGGGUUCAUCGUUCACGACCUCGGUGUGGAUACGGCGCCGGACGAGUUCAUAGACGCGGUCGUGGAACACGAGGCCGAGGUACUGGGCAUGUCGGCUCUCCUAACUACGACCAUGCCUAACAUGGGCCGAACGAUCGAUGCGUUCGAGGAGAACGGUCUACGCGACAUCGUAAAAAUCAUGGUCGGAGGCGCUCCGCUCACACAGGAGUUCGCUGAUGACUUCGGAGCCGAUGGCUACGGCAAGGACGCCAUGGAUUGCGUUGAGCUAGCCAAACGCCUAGUGGGACUACAGGAAGCCGAAGAGCCCGUGCCGGUGGUGUCUUGA